AUGUCAAGUGUGGUUUUACAUCCCUCUAACAAGCGUUCGAUCUCGUCCUCGAUUGUGAAUUUUUUCAAGAAAGACACUCCGACAGAAUACCAUGACUCUCGAAACGCCAAUAAAGCCAGUUCAGUAAGUUCCAAUAUUCAAGAUGCGGACACCACAGAGCUGCCAUCUGUACCCGAUUUAGUGCUGUACGACUCUGAAAAUGGUGAGAGGCCGCCUUUGUUGCCCAUAAUGCCCUUGCAGAGACUUAAAAUUCUACGUCACAAGCAAUAUCUACGACGUUUGCAAGAUUCAUAUUUGCCAAGUCUCAUAACUUCCUCUUUCGAAAGCGAAAAGCCUUCCAAAAUCGCUAAAACACAGUUGCUUCCGCUAAGAUCACUCAAGAGAAACAGUCAGAAAGCUAUACAGCGCUCCAAACAGCCGACUAGGACAGUUCUCGGUAAACGUUGGAGCGGAGACCUAGAAUAUGACUUGGCAGAAUACGAUGUUGUUAAGAAGCCGAAGAACUCAAAGCCAAAGGACAGUGUUGAUUCUUCCACUACAAUGGAGUCCCCGAGGUUAUCGCCCACGGUCUUGAAGAAGAGCACAACCGGUGGAAAAGUCAGUGCAGGCCCUGGCCUAUCAAGAAUCCAAGCCACUUUGCUUGAUGGAAAGUCAUUAGUGGAUCUUUCCGCAAGCAAAGAUGACACGAAGAUCAGCACGCCAACCAAAAAUGGGACCGCGAGUGAGAAGUCGAAACCAUUAUUGGCUUUACCCAGUUCCGGAUUUGAUUUUUUAAAAGCGGACGGCAAAUCUGGCCAAGCGUCGUCUGAAUUGGACUCCUCUAAAGCCGGAGAGAAUGUCUCCCCUCCAAAAUUCACAUUUGGCGGCGCAAAUGUCAAAGAAUCAUCAGCUACUGAUCUUACGACCUCUUCUGAUAGGAAUCUGUCUUUGUCUGAUACCAAACAAUCGCCUGGGUCAAAAUCUGCCGCGCAUGAUAAAACCAAACCUCUGUCAUUCGGAACAACUGAUAAAGGAACAGCUUUCUCAUUUGGAGGAGGCAGCGGCGGGUCGGCUCAAUCAAAACCGUCUUUUGCUUUCGGAAAAUCUCAAACUUCAAGCAAAGGCGGGGAAUCUAAGCCUGUUUUAUCUUUCGGACAGCCAUCAAGUCAAGUGAAGGAGAAAGACGCAGAAGACAAACAGGAGUCUGGCAACAAACCCUUUUCGUUCAAACCUAGCCCCUCGGCUUUUACAUUUAAUGGCCCUAAUCAGAACAAACCGGGAGUCCCUGAACAAGAAGCUAUCAAAGAAAAAGAGACAAAAGACGACGCAAAGUCUGUUUCCGAGUUUGGGUCCAACACUCUUUCAAAGCCCGUGUUUGACUUUGGGUCUAAGCCUUCGAAUCCUGCAUUUGACUCUGUACAUAAACCUACUCCAGAAUCUGCGUCUACUUCAGGAACCCAGCCUGCUGUUAAGCCUGCUUUUAGUUUUGGUGGAACUGGCGCGCAAAACGAUAACGAAAAAGAUAUCGCCAGCGAACCAUCUAGUAAAAAAGUCCCCUCGUUCACAUUCGGUGCACCUAAAGAAGCAGCAAAUGAUACCAAAGACAAACCCCCAGCUGCUUUCAGUUUUGGAUCCUCCAAGCCCGCGAUUGUUCAAUCAAGCGCUCCAAACAAUUUCUCCUUUGGAAGCGUUAAUUCAUCAAAGCCCGCGUCUUCUGAAGGCGGUAGCAUGACAAAACCGUCAUUUUCCUUCACCAAGCUAUCAGAUUCAACAGGCGCACAUGAUGCAAGAAAUGCAUCCACUGCACCACAAUUGGGCUCUAAGCCUUCCAUCACAUCAUCCAAGUCGUUUGGCUUCGGCGUACCUUCAGAAAAAAAGGACUCUACACCACCUGCAUUCUCCUUUGGUGGCAACAGUCAAAAUAAUAACCAGUCAUCUUCAUCAAUUAAUGGAAGUAGCUUCAAAUUUGAUUCAAACGCUGGGAAUUCGGGCGCCAUUCAAAGUAAUCAACCACCCAAGCCGCCUUUCUCUGCUGCCUCAAGCAGUGGGAUAGGAAAGCCUGCAUUCAGCUUCGGCGCUGGCACCCCACCAGUUGUUAACGCACCACAACCACAACAACCUCAGUCAUCAAUAAUACCGCCUUCACAAAGCAAUGGAUUUGGCUUCGCGUCCGGCUCUACAACAAGCAAUAACUCGCCAGCUUUUGGAAACCCUGCCAACAACCAACAACUUGCAUUCAAUUUUGGCACGGGAAAUACAAGCGCGUCUUCCACGCCACCACCUUUUGGAGGUACGGGAGUCCCUGCAUUUGCGCCACCAAAUCCGCAAAGUAGGCCUUUUAGCCCUUCGCAUACAGUUAAUCUAAAUUUUGGGGGUGCCGCAUCACAAGCACCAAGCUCGAUAUUUGGAGGGACGACAAGUUCAACGCCCGCACAAAUGUUUGGGGGUCAACCUUCGAAUUCUAAUCAGUCAUUUGGAAACACGCCUCAAAACCCGGCACAAGUGUUUGGAGGUAGCAACCCUGGUGCCAUGCCUCAACAACAAAACCAAAGUUCAAUGAUGAACUUGCCGCCUGGAAGAAAACUUGCAAGAAUGAGAGCGAGAAGGAACUGA
Molecule: messenger RNA, 2592 nt
Organism: Lachancea nothofagi CBS 11611
Lineage: Eukaryota; Fungi; Ascomycota; Saccharomycetes; Saccharomycetales; Saccharomycetaceae
Source: the annotation of a GenBank genome assembly